Molecule: messenger RNA, 2290 nt
Organism: Spirodela intermedia
Lineage: Eukaryota; Viridiplantae; Streptophyta; Magnoliopsida; Alismatales; Araceae
Source: the annotation of a GenBank genome assembly
AUGACAAAGUCCGAUCUGACUCGGGAAAUGGGACUGAAAAAGGAGCUGGGUGCCUGCUGUUUGUGCAGUACGAGUAAACUUUGUCCAAUUUGCUUUAGUGAUUAUUUUACAUGCUUGUUGUUGGCUAUUGGUUUGCUGUCUGUUAACUUGUUAGAUACUGCUGAAAUACAAUUAAUCUUUCUAGUCAAAGGGGGAGGGUUGUGUUCAGUUUAUGGGAUUAAAACGGCUUUGCAAGUGGUAGAAUGUACCAACUUGUUGCAUAUGUUACUCAUUGCAUAAUUUCCAGGAAAGCAUCAAUAGUGGUGUAUGGUGUAGUAAGGCAUGUGUAUGCUAUCUACAUAAUCUAUCACUGAACCUACAUACGUUGUUUCUAAUGAGAUUUCUCAUUCCAGAACAUCUGGCAGAUGUAGAUAAAAACCAGACGAUGACAUAAGUUGAAGGUACCUUGCUAUUAGGAACAAUUUAGAAAUUGUAGAGGAUAUUUUGAGCAAUUGAUGUCCUUUCGGUGAGGAUAUGCGAUGCUGGCCAUUUUUCUUUUUCUUUUCAGUAAUGUAAAUAACAUUAUAUCACUUUUUAGAAAAAUAUGAGAUUCCUAUGUCUCACUAAGAGGAUGUGAUCAAUUCUGUCCGAAUCUUUGCUGGUACGGUUAUUUUUUUGAAACCAAAUUCAGAAUUUUAUUUCAUCCUUGUAGAAUAGCAACGUUCUCCUACCGAAAAAAUGUCCCAAGCUCCUUUGUUUCCCAAUGCAUAUUUUCCUCCAGAUUCUGGAGACUGAAGCCUGAUGAACCGAUUCUUGGUUUUUAUGAAUCUGGUGGAGCAUGCAUAUUUCUUAAUUUGUAUCUGCUGAUCCGGAAUUUCAUCAUGCCGUCUCUUCCUCACUGCUAUUCUCAGUAGAUGCCUUCUUUUCCAUUCCCCCUUUCAACAUCUAAUGAUCAAAAAAAUUCCUUACAGACAACUGAGGAACCCAUGUUUCACUCUGCACCAAAAUAGUAGUUGUGGAUGAUUCUUCUAAUGGCAACAUGAAUGUGAAAAUACUAGUCUCAUCAUAUGGGAGAUCUGGAGGCAUUUAGAAAUGAACCAGUUUUUUCUCCAUUGGUCAUUGCUAUUGUUUUAGCACGUGUUCUACAAUACAACACGAGUUGCAAUGAAGAUAGUUUAUGUAGGGACUGCAUUCCUAGGAUUUAAUUCCCCUCUUGGGCAAAAGUUUUAGAACGUGCCUCGUCCUCUAUGAAAGAGGAACCGUAAUGUCAUCAGAUUCACGUGGUGAUCACCAGCGGGAAAUGAUAAAAUGUGUCACGAUUGUGUUCUAUUCGUUUCUCACCCUUUGUUUUUGUCUCCUGGUGAAGAAAUCAUUCAUUAAUCUGUUAGUUCGUGGUCGUCUACCAAAAUUAAGGCAGACUUGUUAACCUUCUAUGAACUUUUCGUAAGUCUGUGAGACCAGCUGCCCUGAACUGGUCAACCUCUGAUAGGCGCUGACUUUUUUGCACAGGUCUCUCUUGAAUGGCCUGGGCUGCCAGCAGGUGUGAAGUUUGAUCCCUCGGAUUUAGAGCUUGUAGAACACUUGGCUGGAAAAGUUGGUCACGGAAAUUCCAAGGCCCAUGUGUUUAUUGACGAAUUCAUUCCAACGCUUGAAGAGGAUGAAGGGAUUUGCUAUACACAUCCUGAAAACCUUCCUGGUGAGGGAGCUUUCAGAUUCCAGAGGGUUUCUUUCUUUCUUUCUCCCCUGCAUGCACAGGUUCUUAUACUCAUGCUGCUUGCCUCGAAGCUUUUCAGGGGUGAAGAAGGAUGGAAGUAGCGCUCAUUUCUUCCACAGGACAUCAAAUGCGUACUCGACUGGUCACCGGAAGCGGCGCAAGAUCCAAAAUAGGUUUAAUUUAUCUGACGAUCAUGUUAGGUGGCAUAAAACUGGAAAGACCAGGCCCGUCAUGGAGAAUGGCGUUCAGAGAGGGCUCAAGAAGAUAAUGGUUCUCUAUAAAAGCUCUAAGAAGGGGUUUAAGCCGGUUAAAACCAGCUGGGUCAUGCACCAGUACCAUCUUGGGACUGAAGAGGAUGAAAGGGAAGGUGAAUUGGUGGUUUCAAAGAUUUUCUUCCAAUCCCAGGUGAAGCAAACAGAGGAGAUCGCCGUGGAUGCGGCAGCGCAGGAUGACCUUGAGAAGCUGACAGCUGCUGUUUCUCCAAGGACUCCCAAGACAAGCACUCCAUAUCCGCCCCGGGCGGCCAAAAAAUGCAGAUAUGAUGAGGGUGAUGAAGAUAACAUCGAGGUUUCUGCCAAACAGGUAACUUUUCAUUGA